Molecule: messenger RNA, 2319 nt
Organism: Closterium sp. Naga37s-1
Lineage: Eukaryota; Viridiplantae; Streptophyta; Zygnematophyceae; Desmidiales; Closteriaceae
Source: the annotation of a GenBank genome assembly
AUGCUCUCUCUCUCUCUCUCUCCGUCUCCUUUGCUCGAGCUCUCUCCGCCUUCCUUGCUUUCUGUCUCUAUACAUUUCGGUUGCACUCUCGCUCUCUUCCCCGCCGUAGCUCUCUCAAUCUCUCCGCCUCCCUUGCUCUCUCUCUCUCUAUGUCCCCCUCGCUUGCUCUCUCUCUCUCUCUGUCCCCCUCGCUUGCUCUAUCUCUCUCUCUGUCCCCCUCCCUUGCUCUCUCUCUCUCUAUCUCUCCGCCUACCCCGCAUUCUCGCUCGCUGCCGCAUUCUCUCUCUCGCUCGCUGCCGCAUUCUCUCUCUCGCCCUGCCGCAAUCUCUCUCUCUCGCUCUGCCGCAUUCUCUCUCUCUCUCGCUCUGCCGCAUUCUCUCUCUCUCGCUCUGCCGCAUUCUCUCUCUCUCGCGAUGCCGCAUUCUCGCUCGCUGCCGCAUUCUCUCUCUCGUCCUGCCGAAUUCUCUCUCUCGCUCUGCCGCAUUCGCUCACUCUCGCUCUGCCGCAUUCUCUCCCUCUAUCGCUCUGUCACAUUCUCUCCCUCUCUCUCUCUCACGCCCUGCCGCAUUCUCUCUCACGCCCUGCCGCAUUCUCUCUCGCUGUCCCCCUCCCCUGCUGUUUAUCCUUCUCCGCCUCCCUUGCUCUCUAUCUCUCUGUCCCCCUCCCUUGCUCUCUAUCCUUCUCCGUCUCCCUUGCUCUCUCUCUCUCUGUCCCCCUCCCUUGCUCUCUAUCCUUCUCCGCCUCCCUUGCUCUCUCUCUCUCUGUCCCCCUCCCUUGCUCUUUAUCCUUCUCCGCCUCCCUUGCUCUCUCUCUCUCUGUCCCCCUCCCUUGCUCUCUAUCCUUCUCCGCCUCCCAUGCUCUCUCUCUCUCUCUGUCCCCCUCCCUUGCUCUCUAUCCUUCUCCGCCUCACUUGCUCUCUAUCUCUCUGGCCCCCUCCCUUGCUCUUUAUCCUUCUCCGCCUCCCUUGCUCUCUCUCUCUCUGUCCCCCUCCCUUGCUCUCUAUCCUUCUCCGUCUCCCUUGCUCUCUCUCUCUCUGUCCCCCUCCCUUGCUCUCUAUCCUUCUCCGCCUCACUUGCUCUCUAUCUCUCUGUCCCCCUCCCUUGCUCUUUAUCCUUCUCCGCCUCCCUUGCUCUCUCUCUCUCUGUCCCCCUCCCUUGCUCUCUAUCCUUCUCCGCCUCCCUUGCUCUCUCUCUCUCUGUCCCCCUCCCUUGCUCUCUAUCCUUCUCCGCCUCACUUGCUCUCUAUCUCUCUGUCCCCCUCCCUUGCUCUUUAUCCUUCUCCGCCUCCCUUGCUCUCUCUCUCUCUGUUCCCCUCCCUUGCUCUCUAUCCUUCUCCGCCUCACUUGCUCUCUAUCUCUCUGUCCCCCUCCCUUGCUCUUUAUCCUUCCCCGCCUCCCUUGCUCUCUCUCUCUCUGUCCCCCUCCCUUGCUCUCUAUCCUUCUCCGCCUCCCUUGCUCUCUCUCUCUCUCUGUCCCCCUCCCUUGCUCUCUAUCCUUCUCCGCCUCCCUUGCUCUCUAUCUCUCUGGGGGCGACUGUUCCAUCACCGCACUUGGCGUCAUCCCUUGUGACAGUCCAGUACACUCCAGAUUCGUCAAGGUAUUCCAACCCGCUUGCGCUCCUCCUCAACCCCUUUCUCUCUGCCCCAUCUGCAAUCACACUGCCCCAUCUGCAAUCACUCUGCCCCAUCUGCAAUCACACUGCCCCAUCUGCAAUCACACUGCCCCAUCUGCAAUCACUCUGCCCCAUCUGCAAUCACACUGCCCCAUCUGCAAUCACACUGCCCCAUCUGCAAUCGCUCUGCCCCAUCUGCAAUCACUCUGCCCCAUCUGCAAUCACUCUGCCCCAUCUGCAAUCACUCUGCCCCAUCUGCAAUCACUCUGCCCCAUCUGCAAUCACUCUGCCCCAUCUGCAAUCACUCUGCCCCAUCUGCAAUCACUCUGCCCCAUCUGCAAUCACUCUGCCCCAUCAGCAUUCUCUCUGCCCCAUCUGCAAUCACUUUGGAAUCUCUGCAUUUUCAUUCCACCAAUCUGCAUUCUCUCUGCCCCAUUCGCUCCCUCUCUGCCCAAACCUCCCUUCCUCUGCCCCAUCCGCCUUCUCUCUGCCCAUUCCUCGCAUUCUCAGCCCCAACCGCUUUAUCUCUGCCCAAUCCCCGCCCUCUCUGCCCCAUCUUCUCCCCCCAAUUUCAGAUGAACUACCUCUGCCCCAACUGCAAGCGAUUCUCCUUUUUGACCCGGGCUGGCAUGGAGAGUCACAUGCGCGGUUCAACCUGCCCUGCCAACAUUGCCAUGUCGCAUCAACCCUACUUCACAAGCAACCAUAG